UUCCGGGCCGCCCCGGCGGCUGCGUACUGGCUGUGGGAUGGGAAGUGAAGCCCCAGCGAGCGGCUGCGGCGGGGCUGUGCGGAGCAGCCAGCGGGAGGCGGCGGCGCGGCGGUGAGCAGCCGAGAGCGCGGAGCCGGGCGGAGGGAGCACCUGCAGGCACAGGCGGCGGCUCCACCAUGGCGAUUCGCAAGAAGAGCAACAAGAACCCGCCGCUGAUGAGCCACGAAUUCGUGCUGCAGAAUCACGCGGACAUCGUCUCCUGCCUGGCGAUGCUCUUCCUGCUGGGGCUUAUGUUCGAGAUAACAGCGAAAGGAGCCAUCAUCUUUGUUGCUCUUCAGUACAAUGUCACCCACCCUGCAACAGAAGAACAAGCUACUGAAUCAGCAUCCCUAUAUUACUAUGGUAUCAAAGAUUUGGCUACAGUUUUCUUCUACAUGCUAGUGGCGAUAAUUAUUCAUGCCAUAAUUCAGGAGUACGUGUUGGACAAAAUUAACCGACGGAUGCACUUCUCUAAAACGAAGCACAGCAAGUUUAACGAGUCUGGUCAGCUCAGUGCAUUCUACCUUUUUGCCUGUGUGUGGGGCACGUUCAUUCUCAUCUCCGAAAACUAUAUCUCAGACCCAACUAUCCUGUGGAGAGCAUAUCCCCAUAACCUGAUGACAUUCCAGAUGAAGUUUUUCUACAUCUCCCAGCUGGCGUACUGGCUCCACGCGUUCCCUGAACUCUACUUCCAGAAAACCAAAAAGGAAGAUAUCCCUCGUCAGCUUGUCUACAUCGGCCUUUACCUCUUCCAUAUUGCUGGAGCUUAUCUUCUGAACUUGAAUCACCUGGGCCUUGUUCUUCUGGUGCUGCACUAUUUCGUUGAAUUUCUUUUCCACAUUUCUCGUCUAUUUUAUUUUAGUGACGAGAAGUAUCAGAAAGGGUUUUCUCUCUGGGCGGUUCUUUUUGUUUUGGGAAGACUUCUUACCCUAAUUCUUUCCGUUCUUACUGUUGGUUUUGGCCUGGCGAGAGCAGAGAAUCAGAAGCUGGACUUUAGUAGUGGAAACUUCAACGUGCUGGCCGUUAGGAUCGCUGUUCUCGCGUCCAUUUGCAUCACACAAGCCUUCAUGAUGUGGAAGUUCAUUAACUUCCAGCUUCGGAGGUGGAGGGAACAUUCUGCCUUCCAGGCCCCACCUGUGAAAAGGAAACCGGCUGUGACCAAAGGCAGGUCCUCCAGAAAAGGAACAGAGAACGGUGUGAACGGCACAGUCACAUCAAAUGGAGCGGAUUCCCCGCGGAACAGGAAAGAGAAGUCUUCGUAAUGGAUGGAAACUGACUGGUUAAUGUCCCCCAAAGAAUCUGCUUUCUACUGUCUUUCAGCACUAGCAACUUUUCUUUUCUUGAAAAUACAGUUUAUGCUCUUUGAUUUUUGCUGUUGUACUGUUCCUGCAUCAUAAAGGGCAUUGGAGGGGAGGAUGGUCACUCUGAACGAGAACGGAUUUUAGCUUAGACUCAGCUACCUGCCUUCAAAAUAGUUUAGGGACCAUUUCUUAUUUUUGUUUUGUUUUGUUUUUGAUUUUUUGGUUUUUUUUUUUUUUUGUUUUUGAUUUUUGUCUUUAAUGUUGUUUCUAAUGGUUUGGGGAAAAACUAUUUACAAACCCCUAUAUAACCAGUGAACAUUUUUCUUGCUCUCACCAAUUUUUUUACAAUAUUAUAGCAAGGUGACCUGUUCUAAGAAGGUCAUAUUUUUUAAGUUGUCUUUCAGGGUAAAGUGGAAAUACUAUAAAGUCAGAUGUCAAACUUUUAAUGUUUUCAGUGUUCUCUAAUUUUUAGGAGUUUUUUUGUAGCCUUUACACCUGAAAAAAAUUUGUAAAAUCACCAAAAUAAUUGUGUGCUUUAUUUUCUAAGUCGUGGUUGUACAUGUCACAUCCCAUUCAGAAGUCCUGAUAGCUGCUGUGGGGUGUCUUGCCACCGACUGCAGCAGAUGUCUCGUUGACACAGGAGGUGACGUCUUCGUGCAUUCUCAACAUUUAUCAACUGGCAAUCAGAAAAUGUUUACUGUGAAGAGGAAUAUUCAGCUUACAUAGCCCUUUUUGAUAUGUUCAGUAAUGAUUCUUCACGGGGCUUGUAAGUUUGAUAUGCAUAGCAUCUUAAUGAGAUACCAUUUAACCUGCAAGCCCUUUUAAAAAAGUAAGGCCUACUUGAUUUCUAUCUAUAAAAAAAGGUGUCGGGUAAUUAUAUUUGGGAAACUAAUGCACUAACUUUAAGGAAAUUGAAAAUUCAGGUGGAUGGUCUUACCAGAAGACAUGCUUAUGUUAUAGAUUUGGACCCAUCUUUAAUUGAGAAACGUUUAUCUGUAUAAAACAUAUUUUUGGAUAAAUAUAUAUAUAUAUAUAUUUGUAUCUACAGAAAGGCUCUAAAAAGCAUUUGAGUAAAUCCUGGUUCCCUUUUCUAUGCCUGUCCUCGCAUCCUGCGCCUGGUCUGUCCACUGCCGUUCAGCACGUGCUCCACUGUUCCUGUUUCUCACUCUGUCACCAGCUAAGACGUGUCCGUGCCGUGUUGACUAGAUGAAUAGAGCAGCCACAAGUCUCAGGCCUGUGGCUAAGUUGCCAUGCUGCUGGAAAGCCCUGCUCUCUCUUCUCUAGCUGUUUACCUACUUCCUGGGAAAAGUAGUCACUCUCUGUAGCAGUACCAAGUUUCAGUGGAACCAAAUUUCUGCCCUUAAAACUGGCAUUAUAUUGAACGAUACAUUGAGAAAUCAAUCGAAAUAAAAAAUUUUUACUUUCA
This is a messenger RNA of Apodemus sylvaticus (European woodmouse), 2766 nucleotides long. It is a transcript of the gene Tram1, whose product is annotated as translocation associated membrane protein 1. The transcript is spliced from 11 exons. Bases 177 to 1301 code for a protein of 374 amino acids. NCBI's taxonomy places the organism in Eukaryota, Metazoa, Chordata, Mammalia, Rodentia, Muridae. Gene Ontology annotation, cellular component: endoplasmic reticulum membrane. Gene Ontology annotation, biological process: SRP-dependent cotranslational protein targeting to membrane, translocation; protein insertion into ER membrane. The record is from RefSeq and is a predicted model, not a curated record.